AGCGAUCUUGUAGGGAUCCGUGCAUGUGAGUUUAGUUCUGGGAGGAAGCUUUUCUCGGUAUCUACUCUAAUCAGAAAAAGAGGCACUCAAUGGCUUCUAGACUACCCAGAAAAUUUUAAAGAGCGAUGAUUUUAAUGAAACACUCAUUCAAGAAUAAGAGUUUCAGAUUUAUGCCAUCAAAUGAAACAUUUGUUUGUGAACUUCAGACAACUGGUAAGGACUCAAGAUUUCAACAGAUGAAACUUCAGCAACUCUUUCGUCACCCCACACCCCACCCAACCCAACACCUAGCUGAAGGAGCUAGAAUGGAGAACAAGGAGAAUGGUUCAGUGGACACAAAAAAGUUCCAAAAUGAGCUACUCAGUUGGCAAGGUAGAGUCCACUUGGUAGAGAAUGGACAGCUACCUGAUCCAGCAGAAUGGGCUGUUUUAGAUGUUGUUAAUUAUUUUAAAGCAGUUGGAUUUGAGGAGCAAGCAAAUGCAUUCCAAGACCAGAUGCUUAUUGUGUGGCGAUUGAUUACUUGGAGAAAGAAAACGGAAGAAGAAGAAUUGGGGGAAAUUGAUGGAAAGUCUUUGCUGCUAAUGACAAGAAACGAUGUCUUGACUGGACUUUCACUAAAGCUUGGCCCAGCCCUAAAAAUAUAUGAGUAUCAUGUAAAGCCUCUUCAAACACAGCAUUUGAAAAACAAUACUUCAUAGCAGUGCAACUGGAAUGCAAGAAUGCAUAAAGCAUUUAGUCUGCAUCUCUUGUGAAGAAAUACAAGCAAAUGCCAAUAAGAAAAAGACAAUCAGAGAAGGUGGAAAUAGCAACCCAUUGACUCCUCAUCUGCAGAGAAGCCAUUCUGUUUACUGGACUGUUUUACACAUUCUUUUUAACUUGAAGCAGUGGAGUGUUUGUCUUUCUUUAGUUGCCUCAUUACCAAACCUUGAAGGCACUAUAUUAAUUGCUGAAUAUUAUGUCUACAUUCAAGUAAUACAAAGUAUGUGUAAAAACUGUACAUAGGCAAUCCUUCUUAUGUCUAAAGAUGAAACAAUAUGAAUGUGAAGUGUAAGAGAAAUUGAUUAUUUCUGUUUACCUUUUACGUUUUUCAGAGUAAAGUGGGAAACAGGAAUGUAUUUUUUUGUCCAAAAUGCUGUAAGAUUUGCUUAAUACCUGAAAACCCAAUGUACAUUUAACUCUGUUGGGUUGCUUUUAAAAAUAGUGAUCCUAUUUUUGUGAAUGGCAAGAAGUAAUCUUGCAGCAGAUAGCGUAGCAAGUCUUUGAAAGAUGAUGUUCUGUAAUGAUUUUAACGUUCAGACUAGAACAGAUCAGUCUUGCUGCUGUGUAUUUAGGGUAUUUUUCCAGUGAUUUGUUAUAAAAAUACUGUUUAUAUAAAAAAAAAAAGUUUUUCAAAAUGUAAAAAUCUAUAUUAAUCAUGGAGGUUUAGAACAAGAACAAAGAAAAACUGUUUUAUACAAUGAUUUUCCAAAAUAGUAGUUAUUAGAUAGGCUAUUUAAAUUUAAAGCUGGACGUUUUUGACUAGCAUAUUUAUUUUCUGCUUUAAAGCCUGCAAUAUUGUGUCCCUUAUGCAGUAUUUGUGUUAUAUUUUGUAAAUAGGGAUCGAUUCUAAUUUAAAAGCGGUGUCAGUGCAUUGUGAUAUUGAUCAACAGUCAUAAGUAUUUAUUUUUCACAUUUUAUUAACAACCAUGGUGCUUUUGCUGUUUAACUAAAGGAUUAUUGUGAUUCUGAAUGAUUAUGUUUAGUUUACAUUUUAGUUUAUUUACUGUAUACCUGGAUUGUACUGAAAAGCCCAGGAAUUAGGAAAAGAAAGGAGAUAAAUAUGCAGGUAAUUAAUUACAUGGUGCUUUUUCUGACACAGUUCAGGCAUCUGUCAAUAACUCCCUUCCAAGGGCUUUAAACGUUAACAUUACUUAGUUUCUGCUUUAGUUAUCGAAGAUUCAUUACUGUAAAGUGCUCUAAGUUUUUCUUCACAAUUUGCACUAAUAUAGGUGACUUGUACAUAACCAUUGUCUUUCGUUUCCUUUAGAAACUAUUGUAACAAUUCAUUUUGGUAAGAUUUGAUACAAAGGGAGGCUAAGACAUUAACUGCCACAAUGAAAGACUUUCAAAAUAUUGUGCACUGCAUAUUGAAAACAUGAAAAACCACAGAAGAAUUUAAUCUUGAUAAUCUUGAUAUAUUAAUGGCAUACAAUUGACAGGGUCAAGAACGCAGGACAUUUUUGUGGUUGUAGACAGGAAUAUCAGACUAGUUUAAGCUUUAAGGUUUUAGUUCUUUUACAUUUUAUUUCACUCAAGUGUAUUGAUAACCAACCAUAGAUCAUGAGAUAAAGACAACAUGAAGCACACAGAAUGACAGGCUUCAUACAGAGCUGGUUCACCAGUCUGUCAAUUUAUUAAGGGGUGUGUGUGUGUGUGUGUGUGUGUGUAUGUUGGUACAACUAAACAUUUCUAAUUCUAAAUACUGUUUUGUUUGCCAGAUUUGUAUUUUGUGCUGAUGGAGUUUUGUUCCAAUGCAAAUUGUGCAUAUCAUUUCCAUAUGACUUAUACACUAGAGUUUUUUUUUUAUUUUUGUUUGCCUGUCAGUUAUUUAUCACACAGGUAGCUGUGAAUAGUUCCAUUUUGCUAGAGAACUAAUCAACAGCACUGCUGCACAAAACACUCCACCUAUGUUUUUAACACUUUUAGGAACCAAAGACACGCAUUUUUAGACAAUUAAACCUAAUUGGUUUUAUUAUAAGUUUGAAAUGCCAUGUAGCUGCUGCUCUGAGCUUUGAAAUAAAGUAGUACAGCGACUGUUGGAA
Polypterus senegalus (gray bichir) is the source of this 2801-nucleotide messenger RNA. RefSeq names its product sterile alpha motif domain containing 13 (gene samd13). NCBI's taxonomy places the organism in Eukaryota, Metazoa, Chordata, Cladistia, Polypteriformes, Polypteridae. The coding region runs from base 126 to 698 and encodes 190 amino acids. The record is from RefSeq and is a predicted model, not a curated record. The transcript is spliced from 8 exons.